UGAAGACUUGCUGCCUUCAUCCUGAAAAUGUCCCGGAGAAGCAUAGACUAUGGGGACCUACCAGAAUAUGAGAAGAGUCAAAUCAAAAGGACCCUGGAGCUGGGCACUGUCAUGACAGUGUAUAGCCUCAAAAAGAGUAAUCCAGAGAGGAGGACAAUCCAGGUCAUUAUGGAAACCAGGCAGGUAGCAUGGAGUAAGACAUCUGACAAGAUAGAAGGAUUCUUGGAUUUGAUGGAAAUAAAGGAAAUACGACCAGGGAAAAAUUCAAAGGAUUUCGAGCGCGGCAAAGCAGCACGGCAAAAAGAUGAACUCUGUUUCACUGUUUUUUAUGGUACCCAGUUUGUUCUCAACACUUUAAGCUUAGCAGCUGACUGCAAGGAUGAUGCUGACAAAUGGCUGUGUGGCUUAAAUAUUUUGCAUCAGGAAGCUAUGAAAGCUGCUACACCGGCAAUUACAGAGAGCUGGCUGAGAAAGCUGAUUUACUCUGUGGAUCAGUCUAGAAGGAACAGCAUCAGCCUUAGAGAGCUGAAGACUGUGCUUCCGUCAGUAAACUUCAAAGUGAGCAGUGUGAAGUUCCUGAAAGAUAAGUUUUCAGAAAUAAAAGCUGUUAAAGAAGAGCUUAGCUUUGAGCAAUUCCAUCUCUUCUACAAGAAAGUUAUGUUUGAGCAACAGAAAUCGAUUCUUGAUGAAUUCAAGAAGGAUUCCACUAUGUUCCUUCUAGGAAACACCGAUCGUCCAGAUGCGUCAGCAGUGCAUUUGCAUGACUUUCAGAGAUUUUUGCUACACGAACAACAGGAAUCUUGGGCACAGGAUCUUAAUAAAGUAAGAGAACGGAUGUCUAAAUUUAUUGAUGACACUAUGAGAGAAACUGAUGAACCCUUUCUCUAUGUUGAUGAGUUCCUUACUUACCUUUUUUCAAAAGAAAACAGUAUAUGGGAUGACAAGUAUGACUCAAUUGACCCUCAGGACAUGAAUAAUCCUUUGUCCCACUAUUGGAUUUCUUCUUCACAUAACACAUAUCUCACAGGAGACCAGCUUCGUAGUGAGUCUUCUCCAGAAGCUUACAUUAGAUGUCUUCGAAUGGGAUGCCGAUGUAUUGAGUUGGAUUGCUGGGAUGGUCCUGAUGGAAAACCCAUCAUUUAUCAUGGAUGGACACGGACAACAAAAAUUAAAUUUGACGAUGUUGUGCAGGCAAUCAAGGAACAUGCAUUUGUCACAUCUGAGUACCCAGUGAUUUUGUCAAUUGAGGAACAUUGCACCUUGGAUCAGCAACGCUACAUUGCCAAAGUGUUCAGGGAGGUGUUUGGGGACCAGCUUCUAACAAAGCCUAUUGAAGCUAGUGCAGAUCAGCUACCUUCACCCACUCAACUGAAAGAAAGGUUCAUCAUCAAGCAUAAAAAAUUGGGCCCAAAAGGUGAUGUAGAUGUGAACACAGAAGAUAAGAAAGAGGAAAAAAAGCAACAAGGAGAACUUUACAUGUGGGACACCAUAGACCAGAAAUGGACUCGUCAUUAUUGUGCUAUAGCCAAUGAAAAGCUCUCAUUCAGUGACGAUAUAGAGCAGAACAUAGAAGAAGAACCAUCAAAGGACGUGCAGCGUACAGAGUUGCACUAUGGUGAGAAAUGGUUCCAUGGGAAAAUGAAAGAAGGGAGAACCACUGCAGAGAAGCUGCUCCAAGAAUAUUGUGCUGAAAUGGGUGGCAAGGAUGGGACGUUCCUAGUGAGGGAGAGUGAAGCUUUCCCUAAUGACUACACCCUGUCCUUCUGGAGAUCUGGUAGAGUCCAGCACUGCCGUAUCCGUUCCUCAACUGAUGGAGAUACUAUAAAAUAUUACUUGACUGACAACCUUACCUUUGAUAGCAUCUGUGAUCUAGUUCAACAUUAUAAAGAAGCACACUUGCGGUGUGCAGAGUUUGAACUACGGUUGACUGAUCCUGUGCCUAGCCCCAAGCCUCAUGAAUCUAAAAACUGGUACUACAGUAACCUGAGCCGAGGAGAAGCAGAAGACAUGCUGAUGCGAAUUCCUAGGGACGGAGCUUUUUUAAUAAGGAAGAGAGAUGAACCCGAUUCCUAUGCCAUGACUUUCAGAGCUGAGGGGAAAGUGAAGCACUGCCGAAUCAAGCAAGAAGGCCGCCUCUUUGUCAUAGGAACAUCGGCUUAUUUUGAGAGUUUAGUGGAAUUGGUGAACUACUACGAGAAGCAUCCGUUGUACAGGAAAAUGAAAUUGCGCUAUCCUGUGACUGAGGAACUGCUGGAACGUUACAGCAUGGAGAAAGACCCUAGCUCGUUAUAUGAUCUCAAGAUGUAUGUGGUGCCCAAUGAAAUAACGCCUUCUGUGCCACAGAGAACUGUCAAAGCCUUAUAUGACUACCAAGCUAAAAGAGAAGACGAGCUGACUUUUUGCCGGGGGGCCUUAAUUCAUAACGUCUCCAAAGAAUCUGGUGGUUGGUGGAAAGGAGAUUAUGGAUGCAAAGUUCAGCACUAUUUUCCAUCCAAUUAUGUUGAAGACAUGUCAUCCGAUAGCAUGGAACAACUUGAGAACCAGAUAAUUGAGGACAAUCCUUUAGGAUCAUUAUGUCGGGGUAUUUUGGACCUCAAUAUGUAUAAUGUUGCAAAAAUGCCACAGGGAAAACAUGGAAAGGAUUUUGUCUUCAUCCUGGAGCCGAAGAAUAGCAGCGAUCCUCCUGUUGAGUUUGCAACUGAGAAAGUGGAAGAGCUGUUCGAGUGGUAUCAAAGCGUCAGGGAAAUCACAUGGAGAACUACCGAAAAGGCAAAUAACAAGAUAAUCUGGGAAAAGAAGCAGUUAAUUGCCAUGGAAUUAUCUGAUCUAGUAAUCUACUGCAUACCUACCAGCAAAACCAAGGAGAAUCUAGAAAAUCCUGAUUUCAAAGAAAUCCGUUCUUUUGUGGAGACCAAGGCAGAAAGCAUAGUCAAGCAGAAGGCUGUGGACCUGCUAAAAUACAAUCAGAAGGGACUGACGCGGAUAUAUCCGAAAGGGCAGAGAGUGGACUCCUCAAAUUAUGAUCCUUUCCGCUUCUGGUUUUGUGGCUCGCAGAUGGUGGCUCUUAAUUACCAGACGCCAGAUAAAUACAUGCAAAUGAACCAUGCCUUGUUUUCGCUCAACGGACGGACUGGUUAUGUACUACAGCCAGAAAGCAUGAGGAAUGAGGCAUAUGAUCCAGUGCCAAAUGAAUCCAAGAAGAAACUACAGAUGAUCUUGACAGUGAGGGUCAUUGGUGCUCGCCAUCUUCCCAAGCCUGGCAGGAGUAUUGCCUGCCCAUUUGUAGAGGUGGAAAUUUGUGGGGCUGAAUAUGACAACAAUAAAUUCAAGACAACUGUUGUGAAUGACAAUGGCCUUAACCCAGUUUGGUCAUCCCAGGAGCAAGUGAAGUUUGAAAUUUAUGACCCAAAUCUAGCGUUUCUGCGCUUCGUUGUCUAUGAGGAGGACAUGUUCAGUGAUCCUAAUUUCUUAGCCCAUGCCACUUUUCCUAUCAAAGGAAUCAAAUCAGGCUUUCGGUCAGUCCCUCUCAAAAAUGGAUAUAGCGAGGAUAUAGAGCUGGCUUCCCUCUUGGUUUAUUGCGAGAUGCAGCAAAUCCUGGAAAGUGAAGAAGAUCUCUAUUCAUCCUUUCGGCAGCUACGGCAGCGCCAAGCAGAACUGAACAAUCAGUUAUACGACACCCGGAGGAACUUAAGGAGUCCUAACCGAGACGCUUUAUUGCAAGAGUUCAAUGUGAAUGAGGGUCAGCUGCAAGUGUAUCAAGAGACAUGCAACAGGAGACUGAAGGAGAAAAGAGUCAGCAACAGCAAAUUCUACUCCUAGAAGAAUGCAUUUCCUUUGGCGUGUUAUUUAUAAAACCACCUGGUGGAACUGCGCUCCCAAGUUGUCUGGGAGGAGAGGAUGUCUUACCACGUGCCUCAACUGUCACUAUUUGGAUUAUAUUGUCUUUGAAAUCACAUCCUAACUUAGUAACAUGAGAAGUUAAACCAUCAGAUAUAUUAUGGACCAAGCAAGGUUAUUUCUACACAGUAGCUUGAAGAAUGUCAGAUUUUGAAGGAAAACAACUUUUCUUGUGUGUUUUAGAAACCUUAGAUUGUAAAAUCUGUAUUUGAUUUAUGGGUCUGAAAUUUUAUUUAUUUUUAAUGUAUGUGUACAUCAGAAGUCUGUGAGUGAGUGUAAGUAUGAAGGCUGACUGGCACUAAAUUUACAUGGAUUUGUACUAUUUUGGGACAGAUUAAAAAGUGCCUAACAAUUACAAA
Molecule: messenger RNA, 4256 nt
Organism: Elgaria multicarinata webbii
Lineage: Eukaryota; Metazoa; Chordata; Lepidosauria; Squamata; Anguidae
Gene: PLCG2
Product: phospholipase C gamma 2
Exons: 33
Coding region: 28-3819 (1263 amino acids)
Biological process (GO): phosphatidylinositol-mediated signaling; positive regulation of epithelial cell migration; release of sequestered calcium ion into cytosol
Molecular function (GO): phosphatidylinositol-4,5-bisphosphate phospholipase C activity; protein binding
Source: RefSeq, a predicted model, not a curated record